AUGACGGCUUCUAUCGAUGAUAUCGACCGCCGGUCGCAGGUCGACGAGAAGGCUACCAUGCAGCCCCAUGAGGCGAGCAGCGACUUCGAGCCGCAACAUAGUCACCAGGAGGCUGCGGAGGAGCUGCACCUGCACGAGUCGGAGCGGGAUAUUCCAAUGACCUUUCGUCGUUUCAUGGGCUUCACGGCCAUGGCGUUCCUUUGGACGGGUAGUCAGAUCCCCGUGUAUCUCUUUGGUGGUAUUCCGCCGUAUAUCUAUGGAUCCAUUGGAGGCUCAGACCGUUGGAUCUGGUUUGUCCUCGCAAACCUGCUCAGUCUGGCUGGCGUCUGUCCCUUCGUCGGAUCGCUUUCUGACCUGAUCGGCCGUCGCUACGUCGCUAUCAUCGGCGCCACGCUCAUCGUCGUGGGAAUGAUCGUCUGCAGCACCGCGAACACGAUGAACAUCUUCAUCGCCGGCAUGGCCAUUGCAGGCGCCGGCGCCGGCGUCAACGAACUAACCGCGCUGGCCGCAACGUCGGAAAUGGCACCGACCCGCAAGCGUGGUGUCUACGUCGCCGUGUUGAUCUUCACCAUCGUCCCCUUCUGCCCGUCGGUGCUGUGGGCCCAGCUCAUCGCGUACCAUAGCAGCUGGCGCUAUGUCGGUGCGUUCUGUGGUGCCUGGGCCGCUUUCGGUCUGCUGAUCACUAUCAUCUUCUACUUCCCGCCACCGCGGGUCAACUCGAUGGGUCUGAGCAGACGCGAGAUCCUCAGUCGUGUGGAUUAUGUGGGUGGAUUCUUGAGUAUUACGGGGUUGAUUAUUUUCCUCGCUGGUACGCAGUGGGGUGGAUAUAUGUAUCCCUGGAGCUCCGCCCAUGUCCUAGCCCCCCUAAUCAUCGGCUUUGCGUUGCUAGUCGCCUUCGGCUUCUGGGAGGUCUAUGGCGCCAAAUACCCAAUCUUCCCGUCCAAGCUAAAGCAAGAGCCUCGCACACUGGGCCUGACCCUCGUGAUCACCUUUAUCUCUGGCGCAAACUUCUUCUCCGUGCUGAUGUUCUGGCCGACGGAGUCGUUCAACGUCUACGGCCAUGACCCCGUCGCUGUCGGCAUUCGCAGUAUUCCCAUUGGAUUCAGCAUCUUGGGCGGAGCGUGCAUUGUUUUGGUCCUGCUGAGUGUCUUCCGAGGUCACAACAAGGAGUUGUUGAUUGUUAGUAGUAUUUGCAUGACUGCAGGCUGCGGUGCCUUGGCCAUUGGACGCCUCGAUAAUCUCUACCAGCUGUGGGGAAUCCUCGUGCUAGCCGGUCUUGGAAUCGGCGGCAUUGUGGUGCCGGCUUCCAUCAUCACGACUAUCAUCUGCCCCGACGACCUCAUCGCCACCAUCUCCGCUCUAACCCUCUCCAUCCGUGUCGUCGGCGGCGGCGUCGGAUACACGAUCUACUACAACGUCUUCAUCUCCAAAUUUAUCCCGCUCGCAACAGAGUACAUCGGCGGGGUGAUGGAGAUGGACCUUGGCAUCACGGACCCCGAGCUCAUCGGCGAGGCAAUCCAACUCACGGGCGCGUCUCUGCUGACGGAGCUGAAAGCGAUCCCCGGCAUUGGCACCAAUGAGACGGCAUAUGAUAUGGUCGUUUUGGCGGGCCAGAUGGCCUAUGCGCAGUCAUACAAGUAUGUUUACUAUGUCAGUAUUGCCUUUGGCGCGAUUUCGAUCAUCGCGGCGUGUUUCCUCGGCAGCAUUGAGAAGUAUAUGACCGAUCAUGUGGCGGUGGUCAUGUAG
Penicillium lagena is the source of this 1746-nucleotide messenger RNA. RefSeq names its product putative MFS drug efflux pump. The record is from RefSeq and is a predicted model, not a curated record. Bases 1 to 1746 code for a protein of 581 amino acids. The transcript has 8 exons. Lineage: Eukaryota; Fungi; Ascomycota; Eurotiomycetes; Eurotiales; Aspergillaceae. Gene Ontology annotation, molecular function: transmembrane transporter activity. Gene Ontology annotation, biological process: transmembrane transport.